AUGGCGACAGUCAGUGGAUCAGAAACGUUUUUGCCUCUUGCCCUGAUGGAUAAGUGCAUAGGCAGCAAAAUAUGGGUUAUGCUGAAGGGUGACAAGGAAAUAGUUGGGAAGCUCGUCGGAUUUGAUGAAUACGUGAAUAUGGUCCUAGAAGAUGUUACGGAAUACACAUACGUAAACAACGUUAAGAAAGUGAAUAAAAUAAAAAAGUUGCUGCUCAACGGUUUGAAUAUAACAAUAAUGGUCCCAGGAGGUGUCCCUGUUAAUUACUACGAUUAUGAAGAAAAGCUGGAGGAAAACAUCGCAUGA
Plasmodium knowlesi strain H is the source of this 306-nucleotide messenger RNA. Its product is annotated as U6 snRNA-associated Sm-like protein LSm5, putative. Bases 1 to 306 code for a protein of 101 amino acids. Gene Ontology annotation, cellular component: Lsm1-7-Pat1 complex; U4/U6 x U5 tri-snRNP complex; U6 snRNP. The record is from RefSeq and is a predicted model, not a curated record. Gene Ontology annotation, molecular function: RNA binding. NCBI's taxonomy places the organism in Eukaryota, Apicomplexa, Aconoidasida, Haemosporida, Plasmodiidae. Gene Ontology annotation, biological process: mRNA splicing, via spliceosome. The transcript is spliced from 3 exons.